AUGUCCAACACAAACAAUAGCAAUGGAACAUUUUGGCAAGAUAGAGAAAUUAGAUUUGACUCGAAUAUUGAGGCCGGUGAUUUGAGUCUUAAAAAAGGUGAAUUUGAAAUUGAUGUUUUGGAUAAUGUAGAAGAUACCAAAGGUAAUAAUGGUGAGAAGGGAAAAUGUAUAGUAACAAACCUGAGAAUGAUUUGGAUUUGCACCAGAAAUCCUAAAAUCAAUCUUAGUAUCGGAUAUAAUACAAUGGUUAAUAUCAAAAUUCAAUCAUCAAACAGUCGUUUAAAGGGAACAAAUCAAUCCUUAUAUUUAUUGACUAAAUAUCACGGAUCAAGAUUUGAAUUCAUCUUUUCUAACAUGGUCAAGACAAAUCCCAGACUUUUUUCAACAAUUCAAGCAGUGUUUAAAGCCUAUCAAUCAAGUAAAAUGUACAGAGAAAUUAGAUUAAGAUCAGCAAUUAUUAAGAAUAAGUGCUUGGAUCUUCUUCCUAAAGAACAAAUAUAUACUUCAUUGAGUGGUGUUUGGAAUCUUAGUGCGGAUCAAGGUAACUUGGGAACCUUUAUUGUGACAAAUAUUAGAAUUGUAUGGUUUGCAGACUUGGCAGAGAACUUUAACGUCUCAAUUCCAUAUUUACAAAUUAAAUCGGUUUCGUUUAGGGAAUCCAAGUUUGGUAAAGCAUUUGUGGUGGAAACUAAUAGAACAUCAGGAAGAGAAUUUGUGUUGGGUUUUAGAGUUGAUCCAAUUGAAAAGUUUAAUGAUUUGUAUAAGGAAGUUUCUUCACUUCAUCAACUAUUCUCAAGUAAUCCAAUACUGGGUGUGGAAUAUCAAGCUGAGGAAAAACAAGCAAGCCUUGAACAAUUGAUGGUUCCAAAAACUUCAGAAACAAUGAAAUAUGUUGGUAAUAAGGAUACAUCAGAUCCAUUAGCUCCUUAUUAUGUGGAUUCUUCUGAACGAGUUGCUAACACAUCCAUCGGAUUCAGCAAUGAAUUAGGAUUGGCUUGUGAGGAAUUGAAGGAUGGAAUGACAAUUAAGAAACUCUGGCAAUGCAUUUAUAAAGUUUAA
Molecule: messenger RNA, 1059 nt
Organism: Naegleria gruberi
Lineage: Eukaryota; Heterolobosea; Eutetramitea; Acrasida; Naegleriidae
Exons: 3
Coding region: 1-1059 (352 amino acids)
Biological process (GO): cilium assembly; intracellular transport
Cellular component (GO): ciliary basal body; BBSome
Molecular function (GO): phosphatidylinositol-3-phosphate binding
Source: RefSeq, a predicted model, not a curated record